CCCCUCGCACAGCCAAAGCAGGAUUCAAAGGAACAUCUGUUUUCCUCCCAACUUCCCACCACUAUACAAAGGCGAAGCGGGGGGAGAAACAACUCUUAGCGCUCUCCAGCCUGUUUCUGCAGCCUGGUCCCGAAGCCAAGCCUAACUCGGCAGUGUUAUACUGUGCCCUUCCCACACCUCCUUUUGUUGGAAGAGAUGGUGAUGGGCCCGAGCCUUCUGUUGUUGGUCUUCAUGCUGGGGCUGGGGCUGACCCCUCCGACCCUGGCUCAGGAUGACUCCAGGUACAAACGCUUCCUGAUCCAGCACUAUGAUGCCAAACCAAGUGGCCGGAAUGACAGAUACUGUGACAGCAUGAUGAAGAUACGAGGCCUGACCACACCCUGCAAAGACACCAACACCUUUAUUCAUGGCAAAAAGAGAAGCAUCAAGGACAUCUGUGGCAAUAAGAAUGGAAGUCCUUAUGGAGGAACUUUAAGAAUAAGCAGGUCUCCUUUCCAGAUCACCUCUUGCAAGCAUAUAGGGGGGUCUUCCCGACCUCCCUGUCAUUACAGAGCCACAACAGGGUUCCGAAACAUUGUUGUUGCCUGUGAAAAUGGCUUCCCUGUCCACUUUGAUGAAUCAUUUAUCCGUCCAUAACCAGAUCCUUCUCUUGCAAUCUUCCACCACGCCCCAGGUGGCAGACUUUGUUGCUGGGAACCCAGCAAAGGGUCUAUCUGGCUCUUUUGCUUUCUGUUUUUUCAUGUGCCUACUCAAUAAAAAUAUCUC
Molecule: messenger RNA, 765 nt
Organism: Sorex araneus (European shrew)
Lineage: Eukaryota; Metazoa; Chordata; Mammalia; Eulipotyphla; Soricidae
Gene: ANG
Product: angiogenin
Exons: 2
Coding region: 196-636 (146 amino acids)
Biological process (GO): antimicrobial humoral immune response mediated by antimicrobial peptide; innate immune response; angiogenesis
Molecular function (GO): RNA nuclease activity; nucleic acid binding
Source: RefSeq, a predicted model, not a curated record